UUGUCAGAGACUGUACUUCUAGACAACUCAUCACUUUACACUCCUUUGCUUGUUUGUUUCAUUAAAUACCAUUUCCUCCGUAGUUUAAAUCAAUCAAGAUUUGAAAAGAAACAUUGGCAAGUUCCAAUCUUUGAACAAUUUUGAUAAGUGGAAAAAAAGAAAGAAGAUGCGGGGCUUCACAUAUUUUUGCAAAGCUUUUCAUAGCCAUUCUUCUUAUUCAAGACUUCUUGUUCUCUCUUCUGUCAGUACUGGAGGUCUAUUGGUAUAUGCAGAAUCGAACGUCGAGAGUGGAAAACAAGUUGUUGAAAAGAAUCAAUCAGAACCAGAAAAGAAGAAGAGAAUAGUGGUGCUUGGAACAGGAUGGGCUGGUACCAGUUUCCUAAAAGAUCUUGAUAUUUCUUCUUAUGAUGUUAAAGUGGUUUCACCGCGAAAUUAUUUUGCAUUUACACCACUAUUACCUAGUAUAACAUGUGGAACAGUUGAGCCACGAAGCAUCGUAGAGCCCGUUCGGAACAUAAUAAAGAAGAGAAGUGGAAAAAUUCAUUUUUGGGAAGCAGAAUGUCUAAAGAUUGAUUUAGAAAACAACAAAGUAUUUUGCCGUUCUGGCAUCAAUGAUAAUUUGGCGGGACAUAAUGAUUUCUCCCUACAAUAUGACUAUUUGGUCAUAGCAGUAGGAGCUCAAGCAAAUACUUUUAACACUCCAGGUGUUAUAGAACAUUGCCACAUUUUGAAGGAAGUGGAAGAUGCUCAAAGGAUACGCAGGACAAUAAUAGAUUGUUUUGAGAAAGCUGUUAUUCCCGGCAUAAGUGAAGAAGAGCGAAGGACCAACCUCCAUUUUGUUAUGGUUGGAGGGGGUCCAACUGGAGUGGCAUUUGCCGCUGAACUACAUGACUAUGUUCAUGAGGACUUAGUAAAAAUAUAUCCUUCCGUUAAGGAUUUUGUGAAGAUAACACUUAUCCAGUCCGGAGAUCAUAUCCUGAAUACAUUCGAUAAAAGAAUAAGCUCGUUUGCUGAACAGAAGUUUCAAAGAGAUGGAAUUGAGGUCUUGACAGGUUGCCGGGUCAAUAAUGUCUCUGAACGUUUCAUCAAAGUGAAAGUAAAAUCUACAGGAGAACACGUUGAAAAACCCUACGGGAUGGUUGUAUGGUCAACUGGAGUUAGUACUCGUCCAUUUGUGAAGGAUUUUAUGGAACAAGUUGGCCAGGAAAAAAGACGUAUCCUAGCAACUGAUGAAUGGUUACGAGUAAAGGGCUGUAGUAACGUGUACGCACUUGGUGAUUGUGCAUCUGUAGAUCAACGUAAAGUAAUGGAAGAUAUUUCAGCCAUUUUCAAAGCUGCGGAUAAGGAUGAUUCUGGAACAUUAACCAUCGAGGAAUUUCGAGAUGUUCUUGAUGACAUAAUUAUCCGUUAUCCUCAAGUGGACUUGUAUUUGAAGAGCAAACAUUUGUUAGAGGCCACAGACUUAUUCCGGGAUUCAGAUGGAAAUGAAAGAGAGGUAGAUAUUGAAGGUUUUAAGCUGGCCCUUUCUCAGGUAGAUUCACAGAUGAAAAGUCUACCUGCCACUGCUCAGGUUGCUGCUCAACAAGGUGCAUAUCUUGCUAGAUGCUUUAACCGCUGGGAUCAAUCCCAUAGUAAUCCUGCAGGUCCUCGUCGUUUUAAAGGUUCUGGGCGUCAUGCAUUUCUACCGUUCAGGUAUCGCCAUUUAGGGCAAUUUGUUCCUUUGGGUGGUGAGCAAGUAGCAGCAGAACUUCCUGGGGACUGGGUUUCUAUGGGUCAUAGCACACAGUGGCUAUGGUACUCUGUGUAUGCUAGCAAGCAAGUUAGCUGGCGCACUAGGUAUUUAGUGGUCGGUGAUUGGGUAAGAAGAUACAUUUUUGGGAGAGAUUCAAGCCGGAUUUGAUGAGUUCGACUCCAUUUAGUUCUGCACUGUUUUGUUUAUAUGCUUGCUGGGUUGUUAAUGUUUAUGCUUGUAUCCAGUUGCAGUUGAAGCUGGGCAUCGGUUUAUGUUGUUUUAGAAUGUACAUAUCACACACCACUGCAUCUCUUCCCAUCACUUCCUGGAGAUAUGUACCACGAAUCUCACAAAUUUGAUUAUAUAAACUUAUUUUUCUGAUUAGCAAUUGCAAAUUUGAUUGUAUAAACUUGUUUUACUGAUUAGCAAUUGACUAAGAUUUGAGGCUCCAA
Molecule: messenger RNA, 2184 nt
Organism: Lycium barbarum (goji berry)
Lineage: Eukaryota; Viridiplantae; Streptophyta; Magnoliopsida; Solanales; Solanaceae
Product: external alternative NAD(P)H-ubiquinone oxidoreductase B1, mitochondrial-like
Exons: 10
Coding region: 167-1900 (577 amino acids)
Molecular function (GO): calcium ion binding; NADH dehydrogenase activity
Source: RefSeq, a predicted model, not a curated record